AUGUCGAUAGCUUGGUCUAGCGUUUUCAAAAGAGAAUUACGGCUUGAAAGAUUUUUACCAAGAGUAUAUUCGACGAAAGUUCCUGAUAAUGCACCAAGAGCGGCUGACAAUGAACAAUGGCUAGAAACCCUAAGACCUAUAACUCACCCAGAACAGAAAAAGUCCGACCAUGAUGUCAGUUACACAAGACACAUUAAUGUUCCUCUGGGCGAAGUCACUUCUGUCAACUAUCUACAACGGUAUAAUAAGCAUAAGCAUAGCCAGGGCAAUUUCGUGGAUGUUCGAAUAGUGAAAUGCAAAAGUGGCGCUGGUGGAAGUGGAGCUGUCUCCUUCUUUAGGGAUGCAGGGAGGUCUAUAGGUCCUCCGGAUGGUGGAGAUGGGGGAGCUGGUGGUAGUGUUUAUAUUCAAGCUGUUGCGGGGUUGGGAUCUCUGGCGAAGAUGAAGACCACAUAUACCGCUGAAGACGGAGAAGCAGGUGCUGCCAGGCAACUGGAUGGCAUGCGAGGAAGAGAUGUUUUAAUACAAGUUCCUGUGGGUACUGUUGUAAAAUGGUGCUUACCACCCCAAAAAGUUCGAGAGCUCGUGGAAAGAGAAAUGCGCAAAGACAAUAAUGCUACAUUAAGGUCUAUACUUGGCUCAACAGCCGUCAACUUAAGCGUUUCUUCUGGUUCUCAUCGGAAAAAAAUACAACUAUACAGACAUGAAAUGGCGGAGAGUUGGCUCUUCAAGGACAAGGCCAAGGAAUACCAUGAGAAUAAGGACUGGUUCAAAGAUUUACAUAAGAAAAUGGAGGCAUACGACCACUCGUUAGAACAAUCUGAACUGUUUAAUGAUCAGUUUCCACUGGCUGGUCUUGACUUAAAUCAGCCAAUGACGAAACCAGUAUGUCUGCUGAAAGGUGGCCAAGGUGGACUCGGUAACAUGCACUUUUUAACAAAUUUGAUUAGAAAUCCAAGAUUUUCCAAACCCGGCAGGAAUGGGUUGGAACAGCAUUUUUUAUUCGAAUUGAAAAGCAUUGCUGAUCUUGGACUCAUUGGUUUGCCUAACGCUGGAAAAUCAACUAUACUAAACAAAAUCUCAAAUGCAAAACCGAAAAUAGGGCACUGGCAAUUCACCACACUGAGCCCUACGAUUGGCACAGUUUCCUUGGGUUUUGGGCAAGACGUCUUCACUGUGGCCGAUAUACCUGGAAUAAUACAGGGAGCAUCAUUAGACAAAGGGAUGGGUCUUGAGUUUCUAAGGCAUAUAGAACGUUCCAAUGGUUGGGUAUUUGUCCUUGACCUCUCUAAUAAAAACCCUUUGAAUGACUUACAAUUACUGAUAGAGGAAGUUGGUACUUUAGAGAAAGUCAAGACCAAAAACAUACUAAUUGUAUGUAAUAAAGUCGAUAUUGAUGCCGAGAAAUCCGAAUCAUUUGCCAAGUACCUACAGGUUGAGAAAUUUUCCAAAAGUCAGGAAUGGGACUGUGUUCCGAUAAGCGCCCUCAGAGAGGAAAACAUAGAUGUGUUAAAGAAAAAGAUGUUUAAGUGUGCUCGUCAGUCUGAAUUUGACAAGUAG
This is a messenger RNA of Saccharomyces cerevisiae S288C, 1557 nucleotides long. It is a transcript of the gene MTG2, whose product is annotated as putative GTPase MTG2. Lineage: Eukaryota; Fungi; Ascomycota; Saccharomycetes; Saccharomycetales; Saccharomycetaceae. Gene Ontology annotation, molecular function: magnesium ion binding; GTPase activity; GTP binding. The record is from RefSeq and is marked reviewed. The transcript has a single exon. Gene Ontology annotation, cellular component: cytoplasm; mitochondrial inner membrane. The coding region runs from base 1 to 1557 and encodes 518 amino acids.